CUUCAUCAUUUUCUUCUAACAACAAAAACCCUAUAACCGACUCAACGCAACCAAAAAAAACGCCAUAACCAAAUUCAUACACAAAAAUCUCAAACAUGUCAGGAGUUGGACCUCUUUCACAAGACUGGGAACCCGUCGUUCUCCGCAAAAAAGCUCCCACCGCCGCUGCCAGAAAAGAUGACAAAGCCGUCAACGCCGCUCGCCGUGCCGGAGCCGAUAUCGAAACCAUGAAGAAACAUAAUGCUGCGACAAACAAAGCUGCCUCUAGCAGCACUUCAUUGAACACUAAGAGGCUGGAUGAAGAUACAGAGAAUUUAGCUCAUGAUCGGGUCCCAACUGAACUCAAGAAAGCUAUAAUGCAAGCCCGGACAGACAAGAAACUUACUCAGGCGCAACUUGCUCAAAUUAUCAAUGAGAAGCCUCAAGUGAUCCAGGAGUAUGAGUCAGGGAAAGCCAUUCCAAAUCAGCAGAUAAUCGGCAAGUUGGAGAGAGCUCUCGGUGCCAAACUGCGUGGGAAGAAAUGAGGAAGCUAAUCUGAUGGCUGUGUAUGUAGUUGGAUCUAUUUUACACUGUUGAAUCUAAUCUGACGGCUGUUAUGUAGUUGGAUUUAUAUAUUUCACUGUCCUGGGUUGGUUGCUUUUGCAUGUAUGCCUGAAACUUUAACCUGUUUAAACUUAAUGAUGGAGUUUGGUAAAUAAAGUUGUAUGGUCAGCAUAAACUUACUUUUGAUAUGCAAAAUAGUGUUCAUAAAUAAAUAAGUAAAUGUUUGUGUCGGUA
Molecule: messenger RNA, 777 nt
Organism: Trifolium pratense (red clover)
Lineage: Eukaryota; Viridiplantae; Streptophyta; Magnoliopsida; Fabales; Fabaceae
Product: multiprotein-bridging factor 1a
Exons: 4
Coding region: 96-524 (142 amino acids)
Cellular component (GO): nucleus
Molecular function (GO): DNA binding
Source: RefSeq, a predicted model, not a curated record